Molecule: messenger RNA, 1681 nt
Organism: Stylophora pistillata
Lineage: Eukaryota; Metazoa; Cnidaria; Anthozoa; Scleractinia; Pocilloporidae
Product: ras-related protein Rab-37
Molecular function (GO): GTPase activity; GTP binding
Source: RefSeq, a predicted model, not a curated record
CGAGAGCGAUUUCUUGGCAAUCGCAAAUUCAUGAUUUAUUUCUAAAGCGAGGAUAUUCUCGAGUGCGUUGAUAUAUAUGCUUGAUCUAAACCGAGAAAUAUCACCGGUAAUACCGGAACUCCUCUUUGGAGUGUGCCUAUAACAAAUUCGCCAUGUCAUACUUGCAAAAUGGCCCAACGAAACGUCCUGCUAGCGAUAAUUUUGACGUUGCCUGCAAGGUAAUGUUGCUCGGAGAUUCCGGUGUGGGUAAAACAUGCGUACUCGUGAGGUUCAAAGAUGGCGCUUUUCUAUCUGGCUCGUUUAUUUCUACCGUGGGAAUCGACUACAAGAAUAAAAUCGUUGACGUGGAUGGAACAAAAGUUAAACUACAGAUAUGGGACACUGCUGGACAAGAGAGGUUUCGUAGCAUAACUCAUGCUUAUUACAGGGACUCCCAAGCUCUUUUGUUGCUUUAUGAUGUCACAAGUGAAAGUUCAUUUGAGAAUAUUAGGGCAUGGCUGGCUGAGAUCUAUGAGUAUGCCUCAUCAGACGUAAUAAUAAUGUUGUUGGGGAACAAGGCUGAUCUGAACAAAGAGAGAGUUGUUAGCAGGGAACAAGGGGAAAAACUUGCCAAGGAUCAUAAUGUAGCAUUUAUGGAAACAAGUGCUAAGAGUGGACUGAAUGUUGACUUGGCAUUCAUGGCUGUCGCCAGGGACAUAAAACACAGAAAUCUGAAGAGGGCAUCAGAACCAAAGUUCAACAUUGAGCAGUAUGUAGAAUCACAAAGAGAGAAACCUGGUUGCUGUUCUUGACACUAGUAGCAACAAAGAUCUUCGGUUAAAAAGUUGAAUCAAAUCCAAUGAAAAGAAACUAGGGAAUAAAGAGAUUUUUUUUCUGGAGUUGCCCAACAUUUCUUACUUAUCUUUGAAAUCAUAGUUAAGUAACAAUUUAUAGAAUGACUAAAUGAUAAAAAGUGAAUAUGGGGGUAGCACCAAAUGUUAGCAUUUCUGGAAUUACAGGAAGGGGAAUGGCACUGUAAUUGGGGUUGUAUAUGCCAGGAAGGCCUUAUAGCAUUCUUCAUUUGACCUUUCAGUACUUAUAACUGAAGUCUGUUAUAAUGUUAAUAGUAUUGGAAAAACUGAGUAACUUCUGAAGAGUUUUCUUCCUAUUUAUUGGUAGUUGUUAAUUUUAUUUACUACAGAUGGAACUAUCCUUUAAGUGGUAAAAUAAGUACUGGGCUAGAGUAGUAAAAGUAGGGAAAUAUUUUCACUGUCCAUAGUGUCAAAUGGCUUGAGGUAACAGCACAACUAAGUUAUGUGUAACUUUCUUAUUUAUAAUGGUUCCUGAAUUUUUGUGAACAUUUCAACAAAAGUGAUGUUGAAUGAGAAAUUCCACCCAUGUGAGACAAUUGAAGUGAAUGUAGAUCAUGUUGGAACAUUUGGUAAAUGCUUUUAAAGAUGUAUAACUUUAUAAAAUUGAGAGAUGUUUAUGGGUUUAUAGUUGUAGGUGAUAAAUGUCACCCCCCCGUACUCUUGGUGAGAAUCUGUUCAUGUAUUUCACAGGCCUUGGGGUUUUCAAAACCAAAAUUUAAACAUUGUCUCUCUUAAUUACCUGUAAGGACUGUCAAAUCAGAAAACAGAAGAGUCCUUAUUCAAAUAUAUCUUAGCUACAAUGCAGGAUGGUAUUUAAAGAAUUAUCACUC